Messenger RNA from Lactuca saligna, 2043 nucleotides. The record is from the annotation of a GenBank genome assembly. Lineage: Eukaryota; Viridiplantae; Streptophyta; Magnoliopsida; Asterales; Asteraceae.
AUGAGGUUCAAAGAUCCAUCUCAAUUAAAAUCGAUGUUAUGCAACUAUGCUGUUGCGAAUGGGUACCAACUUUGCUUUGAGAAAAAUGAUAGGAAAAGAUUGUUGGUUAAGUGUUGCAAGGGUAAGUGCUCAUUUAGGUUGUGGGCAUCUUGGAUGAGUGAUGAAGCAAGCUUCCAAAUUAAGUCUUUAAAGCCAGUCCACAAAUGUGUAAGGAACUACAAGUUAGGGUCCAUGGUCACUUAUGCUUCGAUAGGGAGUCAUUGUACAAGAGAGUUCUUACUUAGACAAAAGAUGAGUGUUAGAAAGCUAAGACCAUAUGUGUCACAGAAGUUUGGCAUUCAUGUUAGUGUUGGUCAAUGCAGGAGAGCUAAGAAAUAUGCACUCCAACUAAUAGAUGGCACCCUAGUUGAACAUUAUGCAAAGUUAUGGUCGUAUGCAGAAGAGAUUAGGAGAUCAAAUCCAAGUAGCACUAUGAAGCUUGAUGUAAAUCAUAUGCCAGAUGGGAAGAACUACUUUAGUAAGUUCUACGUUUGGUUUGAUGCAUUGAAGAAGGGGUGGAAGGAGGGAUGCAGGAAGAUAAUAGGUUUAAAUGGUUGUUUCCUUAAAGGGAUCUGUAAAGGGGAGUUAUUAUGUGCUGUUGGAAGGGAUGCAAACAAUGGGAUUUAUCCUAUUACAUGGGCAGUAGUAUGUGUGGAGAAUAAGGAAAAUUGGAGGUGGUUUUUGGAUUUACUCAUUGAUGACUUAGGACUUAAUUUGGGCUAUGGAUACAGUGUAAUAUCUGAUCAACACAAGGGUUUGAUUGAGGCUGUGAAAGAACUCCUUCCUUAUGUAGAGUAUAGGCAGUGUGCCAAGCAUAUUAGCCAAAACCUUAGGAAAAGGUAUAGUGGUGCCCAAUAUGAAAGCAUUUUCUGGAAGGCAUGUAAAGCAACAACAAAGGUAGAUUUUAAGGUUGCCAUGAAAGAGCUUGAAGUGCUAGACCCAAGUGCUCAUCAGUAUCUGAUGGACAAAGACCCCAAAACAUGGUCAAGGGCCUACUUCCAACCAGGAAGAUGUUGUGAUGCUGUGGAGAAUGGAAUGUCAGAAAGUUUUAAUGUUGUGAUUGUUAAUGCUAGGAAGAAACCAAUUAUCACCAUGCUAGAGGAGUUGAGGAUGUAUAUGAUGGAGAGGGUGUUCAAAAAGAAAUGCAAGGGUCCAGGAUGGGGCAACCAAAUUUGUCCAACAAUUAGAGAAAUAGUGAAUGACAUUAAUAAGGGUCUAAGACAUUACCAAGUCUUACCUAGUGGACUAAAUCAGUUUGAAGUAAGAGGAACUACUAUUGCUUAUGAAGUGGAUCUUGAAGAAAGAACUUGCUCAUGCAGGCUAUGGCAGCUUAAUGGAAUCGGUUGUGUCCAUUCUGUUGCAACUAUUAGUUUUAUGAAUAGGGAUGUAGAGUCAUAUGUGGACAAAAUGUUUAGUAGCAUCACUUAUAUGAAGGCAUACAAGUUUAGGUUAGCACCUAUGAAUGGAAGUAAUUUGUGGCCUGCAACUGAUUACACCCCACCUUUACCUCCUGUUCGCAGAGCUAUGCCUGGGAGACCUGCAACUAAAAGGAAAAGGAUGCAACAGAAACCCCAAACCAGUCAAGGUGUAGCUGAAGCUCUCAAUGAGGAUGAAAGUAAUCAAUCUAAUGCAGUCAAUGGUGGAGGAACAGUAAAUGAUGGUGGAGAAGCAGUCAAUGAUGGAGGAGCAGUAACUCAUGGUGGAGAACUAGUCAAUGAUGGAGGAGCAGUAAAUCAUGGUGCAGAAGCAGUCAAUAAGGUGCAUGUACAACAAGACUAUGAUGAGGUGGAACUCACUCCUUUAGAGUUUGAUGCAUCAGCUAGUAGAGAACCUAUUCAGGUUCAUGUACAAGAACAGGAGGCUAGAGAAACACCACUUGCAACCCAGUUGAAGAAAAUCAUGAGGAAGAAAGCUGAAAGGAUUAUCAAGUUGAAACUGGGCAAGAAAGUUGGUGGAAAUGAUGCACCUGGGAAUUCAGAAGCUAAACAUGUUACUCUAGAAUAA